AUAUCAGCUAUUCAAUUAGCUAACAGAUAUUUAGCUAUUCAUAACAGCCAAACCAAACAGAACCUUAGCCACUUAAAGUGUUUCAUAUAUAUCAAAUUUUCUCUCCUUUCCAUUUGUUGUUGGCAGCAUGUUUAUUAAGUAAAGCUAUUUUAGGGAAAUAAAAUAGAUACAGUUUUGGUCAUAUCAGGUCCAGUAAAUCAUUUUAACUAAUUUUCUAUUCCUUUGCCCUUAUACUUUGUCAUUGUCAGCAUCUCCUACUCUUGCUUUAUACCUUUGAUAAGAGAUAUAAUACAUGCAAAUGCAGGUACUCAACUGAUUAUGGCAUGUUUCACUUCUGCAUAGCUGACACUGAGCAUGACUGGAGGGAAGGAACAGAACAGUAUAGGUUUAUUGAACAGUGCCUUGCUUCAGCAGACAGAAGUAAGCAGCCUUGGUUGAUCUUUGCAGCCCAUCGGGUCCUUGGAUAUUCCUCUGAUAAAUAUUAUGGCCUGGAGGGCUCAUUUGAAGAGCCUAUGGGAAGGGAAAGCUUGCAGAAGCUUUGGCAAAGAUAUAAGGUAGACAUUGCCUUUUAUGGCCAUGUCCACAACUAUGAAAGGUCAUGCCCAAUCUACCAGAACCAAUGUGUGAAAAACGAAAAACAUAAUUAUUCAGGCACGGCAACUGGAACAAUUCAUGUUGUCGUUGGUGGGGGAGGUGCUCACCUAUCAGAGUACAGUACUGUCACUCCCAACUGGAGUAUUUACAGAGAUUAUGAUCAUGGGUUCGGUAAAUUAACGGCUUUUAACCACUCAUACUUGCUGUUUGAGUACAAGAAGAGCCGUGAUGGAAAAGUUUAUGAUUCAUUCACCAUUUCAAGGGACUAUAGAGAUGUCUUGGCUUGUGUGCAUGAUGGCUGUGAAGCAACUACUUUGGCAACUUAGGCUUUUUACUUGGCCAACUAAAACAAGUGACAACUUAGACUUGGUGUAUAUCUUUUAUUGGGAAAAAUAAUGCUACAUUCGUCCGUAGAAUCCAUUUGUUCAUGUCCUUUGUGGGCUUAAUAAUUCGUUGAAAGAACUUGAAAUAUAAUAAUAUUAUAAUU
Molecule: messenger RNA, 1081 nt
Organism: Rubroshorea leprosula
Lineage: Eukaryota; Viridiplantae; Streptophyta; Magnoliopsida; Malvales; Dipterocarpaceae
Source: the annotation of a GenBank genome assembly